AUGCCUCUCGCCGUCGGACAGUCCGCCCUCAAGGGGGAAGUCGAGGUUGCGCAGGCCGAGAUCCCUCAGCUUGAGGAGGUCAAAUGGUGGCGUGAACCUGGUCUCCGAAGACUGUACUUCUGGGCCUCCGUUCUUUGCGUUGCGUCUGCAACUACUGGUUACGAUGGAAUGAUGCUUAAUACUUCCCAGAACCUGGAUUCAUGGCAAAACUUCUUCAAUACCCCUUCCGGAUCCAAGCUGGGCUUGAUGAACGCCAUUUACCAAAUUGGUAGUUUGGCCAGUUUCCCAUUCGUUCCCUUCAUGGCCGAUCGCUGGGGACGCAAGCUCCCUAUCAUCAUUGGAUGUCUGCUGAUGAUUCUGGGUGGAUUCCUUGGCGCAUUCUGCAAGGACUAUGGAAUGUACGUCGCCGGUCGGCUAUUCCUCGGUUUCGGCAACAGUCUGGCCCAGAUGGCCUCCCCGGUUCUUCUCACGGAGAUCUGCCAUCCCCAGCACCGUGGCAAGGUCACUACCAUCUAUAACUGCCUGUGGAACCUUGGCGCGCUAGUUGUCGCAUGGAUCGCAUGGGGCACGAUGUACAUUAACAACGAUUGGUCCUGGAGGAGCUUGACUAUACUCCAGGUUUUCCCCGCUGUGAUCCAGAUCGCUCUCAUUUGGUGGGUCCCGGAGUCUCCUCGUUGGCUGGUGUCCAAGGAGCGAUAUGAUGAAGCCCUCCAAACCCUGGCCUACUACCACGGCAACGGUGAUGAGCACAACGCGACCGUUCAAUUCGAGUACCGCGAAAUCAAGGAGACUAUCCGCCUGGAGAUGACUUAUCAGAAGAACAGCAGUUAUCUGGACUUCAUGAGGACCCGGGGUAACCGCUAUCGUCUGGCUCUCCUGGUUUCCCUGGGAAUCAUCUCGCAGUAUAGUGGCAAUGCUUUGUUCAGCAACUACACCAGCUUGAUCUAUAACAGCAUGGGUAUUACUGAGCAGACCAAGAAGAUUCCGCUGAACGGUGGUCAAACCUUGUUGAGUCUGGUGGUUAGUGUCAGCAGUGCAUUCUUCGUUGACCGAGUUGGACGACGACCUCUCUUCCUGAUUUCCACCGUGGGCAUGGUCCUCAUGUUCCUUGCGUGGACCGUCACUUCCUCUGUAUAUGAAAGGACCCAAGAUGUCAAGACCUCCGGUUAUCCCCAGGUUGCCUUCGUUUGGCUGUUCUCCGUCUUCUACUCCAUCGCGUGGUCUGGACUGCUGGUCGCCUAUUCGCUCGAGAUCCUACCGUAUCGACUGCGUGCCAAGGGUAUCAUGAUUAUGAACCUGACUGUCCAAGCCUCUUUGGUUCUUGGAAACUAUACCAACCCGAUCGCAUGGGAGAAUCUGCCCCACCACUGGAACCUGUCACUCAUCUAUACGAUUUGGAUCUUUGUUGAGUUGCUUUUCGUGUAUUUCUUCUAUGUCGAGACUCGGGGACCUACUCUUGAAGAGCUGGCCAAAAUCUUCGACGGCGACGAUGCAGCUGUGGCCCAUGUUGAUUUGCAUGAGGUUGAAAAAGAUAUCCAGGCUAGUGGAAAUGCCACCCAUCACGAGAGAGCUUGA
Penicillium cataractarum is the source of this 1575-nucleotide messenger RNA. RefSeq names its product putative MFS hexose transporter. Gene Ontology annotation, molecular function: carbohydrate:proton symporter activity. Gene Ontology annotation, biological process: carbohydrate transport; transmembrane transport. Lineage: Eukaryota; Fungi; Ascomycota; Eurotiomycetes; Eurotiales; Aspergillaceae. The coding region runs from base 1 to 1575 and encodes 524 amino acids. Gene Ontology annotation, cellular component: membrane. The record is from RefSeq and is a predicted model, not a curated record. The transcript is spliced from 9 exons.